This is a messenger RNA of Colletotrichum acutatum, 339 nucleotides long. RefSeq lists its product as uncharacterized. NCBI's taxonomy places the organism in Eukaryota, Fungi, Ascomycota, Sordariomycetes, Glomerellales, Glomerellaceae. The record is from RefSeq and is a predicted model, not a curated record. The transcript has a single exon. The coding region runs from base 1 to 339 and encodes 112 amino acids.
AUGAGGCUAUCCGCAACUGGAUUGCGACUUCGCAAACAAAGAUCGCCUCGCCUGGCCCAGGCCAACGCCGGUUUCUGUACAAGCGGCGAGAGCUGGCAAACGUUGACAACGUAUUGUGCUUCCUCUUCUUCAAACAUUGCAGAAUCGUUCUUGUCUCUGGGCACCCAAGGCCGUCACGAGGAUGAAGAUGCCUCUCGUCUUGAACAGAGGGGCGAACCUCCAAGCGGCAUUACCGUGGUCUCCCUUCUCACUGCGCUAGCAAUGGGCAACGAACCUCGUCAAUCUUUCAUUGAUGCGAAGCUCGAAUGCGACCGAAGUUGUCAGUCAAUGUUUGGUUGA